AUCAGUUGGUGGCGGUAAUGCACCAGUAGUUGUUUGCCAAUAAAACCACACAAGAAGACGAAGAAGAAACCGCUGAUGCUAUAGAGGACAAGAUGGCGGGCGUGCUCAAGAAGACCACCGGGCUGGUCGGCCUUGCAGUGUCCCAGAACCCACACGAGCGGCUCAGGAUCCUGUACUCCAAGAUCCUGGCCUCACUGCAAAGCAUGCCACAAGACGCCGCCUACAGGAAGUACACAGAACAGCUGGUCAAUGACAGACUGCACCAUGUCAAAACAGAGCCGGAUGUGGAGAAGCUGGAGCAGAAGAUCAGCUGUGGUCAGAUUGAAGAGGUUAUUUUCCAGGCGGAGUGUGAGCUGAGCCUGUCUCGGAAGAUGAGUGAGUGGAAGGCCUGGGAGCCGCUGGUGGAAGAGCCACCCCCAAACCAGUGGAAGUGGCCCAUCUAAAGCACCCUCCACCCCCAAACAACUGUACAACUGCUGCUGUGUCUGCAUUUAAUGUUCACCUGUGUAAAUAAAAUGUUUUCCUUGUU
Messenger RNA from Boleophthalmus pectinirostris (great blue-spotted mudskipper), 529 nucleotides. It is a transcript of the gene ndufa5, whose product is annotated as NADH:ubiquinone oxidoreductase subunit A5. The transcript has 5 exons. Gene Ontology annotation, biological process: respiratory electron transport chain. The coding region runs from base 93 to 443 and encodes 116 amino acids. Lineage: Eukaryota; Metazoa; Chordata; Actinopteri; Gobiiformes; Gobiidae. The record is from RefSeq and is a predicted model, not a curated record.